GCCGGAGCCGAUGGCGGCCGCCGAUCCGCCGGGAGCCGCGGAGCUGCCGCAGCUGGCGGAAAAUCUGCUCUGCCGGCUGCAGGAAAAUUUCGAGGCUCUGACGGAGAAGCUGACGCUGAGAAUGGAAGAAAUGGGCGAGCGCAUCAGUGACCUUGAGAAGCGUGUUGCUGACCUGAUGACAGAGGCUGGGGUAGAAAACAGUGAUGAAGAAUUGGGACUGAGUGCAAUAUAAGGGGGCAGUGCUAACUCACCCCAAGUGUGUAAACCGAGGCUGUCCAUUCAUAGGGAAAUGUGUGUGGCUUGAAAUGUUCCUGCCCACCAUUCCUGCCCCUCAGGUAUGCUAACCUAGCUGAGGAUGCUCCCUGGUGUAAAUUUAUGUACCUCUGCUUUUAAACCUGCUACAGCUUCCCCGUUUAGCUUGGAGCACACCUCUCACACGCACUCACCACAAACACAGCAGUGAACUAAAAUCACUUCAUAAUAUAAAAUGAUGCUGCAUUUCAGGAUUGUGUUCUAGAUUUUCUAUCUGUCUCUUGCCUGAUGGAUGGCUGACUCUGUGUUCUUAGUAUUUAUGAGGCAGCACUGCUUCUGUGUUCUGUGGAUGCAAGUGAUGUCUUCCUGUUUUUGCCCACUUUCCUGAUUCAAACUGAGAGACAUCAAUUAUUCUUGUCAUUGGAACUUCUUAUGCAGUGAAGGACAGGAAUGUCUGUAAAUAUUCUGAAGUAAUUUAGGUAUCUUUUCAUUCUGAUGCCUUUUGCACAAGGCAUGCAAUAAUUUUCAGAAAUGCAGAAAGACAAUCCACAAAGAUGUAUUUAACUGUACAGAGAUCUUCCUAUCUCUAUGCUGAAUCACAUUCAUGAAUAAAUCACUAACCUAUUUAUUCACUGUAUCUUUGCAGCACUGAAAUAAGGAUGUGUUUGAGGAAGAUUAAGGGCAGAACAGCAUAGCCCUGACUCCAACAUUUUCCAGUCUAGAGUCACACUGACAAAAAAUGUUAAGGGAAAACAAAUGUGUUUGUAUCAUGUCAUAACAGAACCUUGAAAAAAAAAAUUUAAACUAUUGCCCCAGGAAAAAAAUAGAAAGCUGGGUUUGUUCAUCCAAGUGGGGCACUGUAUUUCCUGGAGCUGAAAAAGAAUUGUUAGCUUCAGAGAGGGCAAAGCCACUGUUUUGGAUAGAAAACUAUAUUCUAUAUAGUGAACUUAUCCAAUCACAAAUGUUUUCAAUGAAUGAAAAUGUGUUUAUUUUAAUAUUAAAACAGUAAGAUUUGUUGCCUUUUUAACUUAUAUGUUCUUAGAAUAAACCAUUCUGUACUAAAAAAAA
Molecule: messenger RNA, 1320 nt
Organism: Haemorhous mexicanus (house finch)
Lineage: Eukaryota; Metazoa; Chordata; Aves; Passeriformes; Fringillidae
Gene: HSBP1L1
Product: heat shock factor binding protein 1 like 1
Biological process (GO): cellular heat acclimation
Cellular component (GO): cytosol; nucleus
Molecular function (GO): transcription corepressor activity
Source: RefSeq, a predicted model, not a curated record